Lethenteron reissneri (Far Eastern brook lamprey) is the source of this 969-nucleotide messenger RNA. Its product is annotated as odorant receptor 131-2-like. Gene Ontology annotation, cellular component: membrane. The record is from RefSeq and is a predicted model, not a curated record. NCBI's taxonomy places the organism in Eukaryota, Metazoa, Chordata, Hyperoartia, Petromyzontiformes, Petromyzontidae. Gene Ontology annotation, biological process: G protein-coupled receptor signaling pathway; detection of chemical stimulus involved in sensory perception of smell. Gene Ontology annotation, molecular function: G protein-coupled receptor activity; olfactory receptor activity; odorant binding.
AUGGCAAGUCUACCAGUGAAUGGCUCUUUUGAAAACGAAACAGCUCUCCCCCAAGAGAUUUGGAGCACCACUAACCACGUGGUGUACGCUAUCUUGCUGAUCACGUGGUUGCCGUCCUUUGUGAUGUUUGUGCUCAUGGUGUGUCUCUUCGACCGGGUGACGACGUUCACCGAGAGCACCAAGUAUAUCCUCUUCAUGAACCUGAUGACCAGCGACAUGCUCUACGUGCUCCUUUCGGACCUGAUAAUGAUGAUAAGAUUUGAGCGCAUCUCGCUGAUUCGCAUCCUCUGCUGUUUUUUAAUCAACCUAAGUAUGGCGCUUCAAAUCAACAGCACCCUCACCAUCACGGCCAUGGCUCUGGAGCGCUACUUGGCCAUUUGUCAGCCACUUCGAUACCACCAACUGGCCCACCGGCAGUCCGGCCUGCAGGUAGUAACUGGCGUCUGCCUCCUGUCUCUGUCAGUGCCAACCAUCCGUCUCUUAUUUUGCGUAGCCAGCGGCCCGCUCUUCAUGAGCGAGUACCAACUUGUAUGUGAAAUGAACCAGUUGGAUGCAGACAUGCCUUAUGGAAAGGUAGCAAUCAUGAUCCGUGACACGUUUUUGUACACGGAAUUUGUAUUUGCCGUGCUGUCUGUAGCAACAUCCUAUGUCAUGACGGCUCUGGCCGCUAAGAGGGCCUCGGAGGGACGCAGCGGCUUCUCUAAGGCCAGAAAGACCAUAGUGCUGCACGCAAUUCAGCUGGGUCUGUGCUUACUGCCGGUGGCUAUACCCAUGUUCUACAAGUCGGUGGAGUUGUUGCGCCUAAACGCUUGGGCCACGCACGUGAUCAGGAUUGCGGUCUUCCUGGCACUGCACGUGUUUCCCCGCUUCAUGAGCCCCUUUCUGUACGGCAGCAGGGACGAGGAGAUUGUGAAACAAGUUCGAAAGUUAUUAUCGUCUCGCGUUCAUUCAAAGCGAGUAAUGCCAUAG